Molecule: messenger RNA, 1344 nt
Organism: Paraphaeosphaeria sporulosa
Lineage: Eukaryota; Fungi; Ascomycota; Dothideomycetes; Pleosporales; Didymosphaeriaceae
Product: NAD(P)-binding protein
Exons: 2
Coding region: 253-1260 (335 amino acids)
Cellular component (GO): mitochondrion
Molecular function (GO): oxidoreductase activity; zinc ion binding
Source: RefSeq, a predicted model, not a curated record
GCAGGAGCGCCCAAGCUCGAGCCGCGAGUGGGGAAAGUCCGGGGCCGAGGUAUCUUGAGCGCGCAUCCCAAGGGUACUCGGGCUGCCGUGCCAUCAUGUAUCUGUCGCGAUUCUUGUCUUCUUCUGUUUCCUCAUUGUCGAUACCUGGGUGCACAGCGCAUUCACUCAUUUGGCCUCCAGCAAUCCAGUCUCGCCACACACGCAUCAUCCACUGAGACACGCACCAGCGUCUCUCCCCACCACUUCACCACAAUGAAGGGAAUUCAGAUCAAAGAAUAUGUCAACGGCCCCGACGACCUCAAAGUAACCUCCCUCCCCACGCCCACGCCCAACCCAAACGAAUACCUCAUCGCCAUCCACGCCUCGGCAACAAACUUCUUCGACCUCCUCCAGAUCCGCGGUAAAUAUCAACACCAGCCGCCCUUCCCCUGGGUCGCCGGCUCCGAAUUCUCCGGCACCAUCGUCGCCGCGCCCACCUCCUCAGCAUCCAAAUACAAAGUCGGCGAUAAAGUCUUCGGCGCAACACAAGGCGGCUACGCAACACACGUCGCCUGCCCGGAAGAGCGCUUACGUCCCGUGCCCAAGGGCUGGAGCUUCCAGGAUGCCGCCGGCCUGUUCGUCACGGCGCCGACGAGCUACGCGGGGCUGGUAGUGCGGGCGGGGAUCAAGGAGGGCGACUGGGUGCUUGUGCAUGCGGCCGCGGGCGGCGUAGGGCUGGCCGCCGUGCAGAUUGCAAAGGCGUUUGGGGCCAAGGUCAUCGCGACGGCCGGAACGCAGCACAAGCUCGACGUGGCCAAGUCGUUUGGUGCCGACCACGCCAUCAACUAUAAGCAGAAGGACUGGCCGGAGCAGGUCAAGAAGCUCACGCCAAAGGGCCGCGGCGUGGAUAUUGUGUAUGACCCUGUUGGGCUGAUUGCGCAGUCCAUGAAGUGCACGGCCUGGAAUGGACGACUACUUGUGGUCGGGUUCGCAGCAGGAGACAUCGAGAAGCUGGCGACGAACCGCGUGCUGUUGAAGAACGUGAGCGUCGUGGGACUGCAUUGGGGCAUGUACGCUGUGAACGAGCCUGAAAUGGUAGAGAAGGUGUGGGACGGUUUGUUCAAGCUCAUGGACGAGGGCAAGUACAAGGGCACAGCAUUCACGGACAAAGAGUACGUUGGGCUUGAGAGCGUGCCUGCUGCACUGAAGGCUUUGGGUGGACGGGAUAGCUGGGGCAAGGUGGUCGUCAAGGUGCCGCAAGAGGGACAGAGCAAGAUUUGAGAGGCCUCGCUUGCGCAUUGUAGAUAGAAAUUUUCUGCAAGUGGGACUCGCUUUGGACGCGAAAACACAAUCCAUUUCAUGCUC